GACUCUUCAAAUAACCAAGAGGGCCAGGGGAACAGAACCAGCAGGGUAAGUGCCCCAUGUUUUGAAUAUUCAGCUCGGUCUUCCACCUGUUGACGUUCUUUUGUUCUUCUCUCUAGCAAGUACCUCCCACUUGGACUGCGGACUAUCAUGGACUUACUCUUUUGAAAGGGUUCGCAAACCCCGGAGUCUUAUGCUACCGGAACUCUGCCCUGUGUCUUGUCCUACACUCGCCUGUUUUGAUCAAUUGGAUGGCACCACACUACUGGGAACAGAAUUGCAGGAAAGGGAAGCAAUGUAUUGUAUGCCUAUUGUACCGUCUCGUGGUGUCGUUCUGGAAAGGAGACAGCGAGGGCGAGGAUAAGGACGCCGUCCUGAAGCGACUCUGGACCCAGAUAGAGAAACGUCAAUGGUUUGAAGAGAGAAAGCGAGUAGAACAGCAGGAUGUACGGGAUUUUCUUGAAUGGAUAUUCGUUCAGAUGAACCGCGAUGUUGACGGAAUGGAGUGAGUGAUCUGACGUUCCCUGCUUGUCACCACUCACUAAGCAAAGCGGCGGCUAACUUUGUUGCUCUUCUUGAAAAUGACAUAAGGCUAUUUGAUCUGAUCGAGCUUCUCAAGAUAACGGUCACUCGGAGUUUCAAGUGCAAGGCAUGUGGCGAGGUAAGGUCGCAGCCGGAUCUGGCAUGGUUUUGUUCGACCCCACCGGUUACAGAUUCGAAAGAGGCAGCGCCCAUUGAAAUCGGGGAUUAUCUCAGGAGUUGCUACUCAGAGACUCCAGCCGUUAAUCUUGAUUGUGAGCAGUGCAAGUGCAAGACCAAGCAUGAUCUGUCUGAUGCUGUCACCGACGUUCCCGAGAUUUUGCUCAUUUGUCUGAACAGAAAGGGCAUUGGCGAGAGCAAAUCAUUCUGGAACGUAGGCCUCCGUGACCAGAUGGCUCUCCCUGAGUCCUGGCGCCGAGGCCUCGCUGGUAAGGAUGAUAUCGACUACGAACUGUACACAAUUAUAUUCCACGACGGCCCCUCCAUCAAAAGCGGCCAUUAUACGGCCGCAGUUCGAGCGCCCAACGGGCAGUGGAUGUUGAUGGACGACGACGCCGAAGCGCAACCUAUGCAGUCCCUGGAGACACUGAUGAACAUGGGCAGUGGCGACGAGAAGCACACCGCCACAGCUUACCUGUUAGCUUAUCGACGCCUGCCCCUUGGGGGUGAGUCUGCGCCUGCUGAGGACCAGGCUGCGGCUGUCGGGGACAACUCAAAGCAAGAGCAAGUGCAAGGCGACGACACAUCCGGACCUUCCGAGGAAGUCUCAGAUCAAACGCAAGCCAUUCCGCUCGAGGAGCCGUCGCCCACCGAUCCGGCCGUCGAUCCGGCCGUGCUGGUUCCUGAUUCAGAGAUCGCUCCCAGUUCUCCCAAGUCUCCCAGCCCCGUCGGCUCCCGAACGUCGCGUCCGAGCUCGCCAGUACGACCUGGAGUGACGAUGGAUGGAACCAUCACUCUCGACGGCCGGGAAGUUGAAUGGACGAUUCAGCAGCAACUGCCCAUGCCCUCCGACGCCGGCCCCCUGAUUAAGCUGAAACCCCGAGCCAAAGUCCAGCGUGCUAACAUCCGGCUCACCCUCACUUCAGGGGAGGAGGUUCUGGAAGGAGAAGUCACCAUCUCGCUGAAGCCCGCGGCGUCGAACGCCCAGACACAGAAACCGGCCAAGACUCCCAAAACUAUGAACACCAAGGCAAAGAAGACAGCCAAAACGGCAGGCCAGAAGAAGAAAAAGGCGACGGCAUCCGGCAAGCAAGCCAAGCCUGAGGGUGUCAAGAAGGGGACUAAAGCAGGCAGCGCCGGAAAGUCGAACAUCAAGACUAAGACUACUACUAAGGCUACCAAGAAGCCAAGCAAGAAAGCUAAGAAAACCCGCUAGGCGAGAUUUUAAGCAAUUUGGGGAUUUUCUUAUGUCGAGUUGGUUUUUACAUUUC
This is a messenger RNA of Aspergillus melleus, 1967 nucleotides long. RefSeq lists its product as uncharacterized. The record is from RefSeq and is a predicted model, not a curated record. Bases 929 to 1912 code for a protein of 327 amino acids. The transcript has a single exon. Gene Ontology annotation, biological process: protein deubiquitination. Gene Ontology annotation, molecular function: cysteine-type deubiquitinase activity. Lineage: Eukaryota; Fungi; Ascomycota; Eurotiomycetes; Eurotiales; Aspergillaceae.